Molecule: messenger RNA, 1050 nt
Organism: Sclerotinia borealis F-4128
Lineage: Eukaryota; Fungi; Ascomycota; Leotiomycetes; Helotiales; Sclerotiniaceae
Source: the annotation of a GenBank genome assembly
AUGCCUCCUCAAUUGCUCCCUGCUUCGGCAGCUGCUUUUGCACCAAGAGCUUCAUCAGUCAAUGUUGUGUUAAGUUCAAAGGUUGAGCCAUGGUUAACACAAACAUUAAAACGUAUAAAUCGCGUAAAGCGUCCUCUCAACAGUGUACCACAGCACCACAGGUGUUUAACGGAAACUUUAUCUUCGUCAACAGCUAUAUGGACUCUUGGUUCGUUGAUGCUAUCGAAGGCUCCGGAUCAAAGACGUCAAGACUCAAAUCCAUUAGUCGAGGCCCUCUUCAACUAUCAACUCAUUCACAUCGAAGCUUAUGUUGUUCAUGUUGAUUUUGUAUUAAGAAAUGAGAUUGCCUACAAACUUACUCCAGAUACGAUAGAAUCCCUUAUCGAGUUCCACAAGGAAGUUCAUUGCUUGGAUAUUGCAGCGAAUACCUACAACUGGUCAGAGAAGGAUCAACAAGUGAAGAAGAUGCACGAGGAUUUCAUCCAAGCCAUCAACAAGUUUGUCUACCGAACUCAUGUCUCUGCAUUGGAGGGACUGGAGGAAGAUGGAGCUGGUGAACUGUUAUGCGGUAAAGGUGAUGAGGUCAAGAACAACAUCAUGGGACUUUUCCUUCCUCUACUUCCCCCACCACCAAGGAUUGUUGAUGUGGUCAGACCUCCUGCUUUGUUGCCUAGCUCACCCGCUGGCAUGAAUUGGUGGUCGCAACCCAUGAUGCCAGUAACUACCACGGCUCCUGUCGACCCAUGGAGGAUGAUUCCCUCAAGUCCAAGUACAACAUCUUCCAUGUCCUCUUCAACUGAUACUCAGUCUUUAUGGGCAAGUAUGGGUUUAAACGAGCUUCAACUACCGUCCCCUACGCCAUCUUAUAGCCAACCGUUCACCACGGCCGGACUCUUCUACAGCGCACUACAAGUUAGUGCGCCAAUUCCAGCACUUCCAUUACCAAGCAUGCUAGCACAGCAACACUGCGGUAGUGGUAUGGGUUAUGGCGGAUUUGGUGGAUUUGGAGGUGGAUGGGACCGAUAUCAAGAGUAUGCCACACCGAUGUGA